Molecule: messenger RNA, 777 nt
Organism: Penicillium oxalicum
Lineage: Eukaryota; Fungi; Ascomycota; Eurotiomycetes; Eurotiales; Aspergillaceae
Exons: 4
Coding region: 1-777 (258 amino acids)
Source: RefSeq, a predicted model, not a curated record
AUGGUGCACGCCAUAGCCGUCCUGCAAACAAUCAACACGCCGAGUCUCUGCGAUCAUCCACCGGCCCAGAACGGUACCCUCAUGGAGGAAAUGGACGUGGCAAUGCUUACACCCGACGUCCAAACAGACGCCAUUCUCCCACUCGUUUUUCUCACUCACAUUCCGCUAGUAGCCCAGGCAAAUCCACAGUACCGUUCAAACGAUUAUCGACGUCGCAAUCGUCGGCAGAAUCAAACUCAAAGCCAUGAUCGGAACUCUGCUCUGUUCCAUCUUCAGUCUCAAAAUGCAUUGCAACACCAGUACCUCAACGUCACUUCCAACAGCCCGUCUCAAAACCUGCGAUCCUCAAAGCCGUCUUACCUUCCGCAUCAGAUCUGUCGCGAGGACCUGAUACCGAACCGAUUUGAGUGCGAAGACCAGAUGAGCUUUGUCCCUCCCACUGGCCCCAGGAUCUGGAGACAACCAAGUCGUCGGAUUCAAGAACCUUUACUUCCCUCACCCUCGCCUCGUCUCCAGUACUUUGGGCAGCCACAGCUGAUUGAAAACGAACAUGAUAUUGACAUGACUGACGCCACCGAGGAAACUACGGAUAUCGAGAUGACAGAUGCUCCUCCCAUUUGGUGUGACGGGGCUCAGACUUGGAUCAACGAGCCGACAAAGAUCGUCGCUGAGGGUCUCGCGUCUGUGAAUGCAGUGCUCACCAGACUUGAGUGGUAUGUCCGUACGGGCAACAUGCCUGUCGGCAUUGUGCCCUCCACCCAGGCAAGCCUUUUUUGA